AUGGGCACCGGAGACUCGGGUCUUUCAGGCACUGGAUAUACACCCCAGUUAGAUGAUAAUGAUGAAUGCAGCAGUGAAUAUGAUAUUACUUGGUCCCCUGGUGAUGGAGUCUGUCCUACAACAGCAGAGUUUAACCAUUGCUGUCAGUCAAAGACAGACGACUGGGAAAAUGCGGCUCUUACGCACCUGGAAGGCACAGAGUCUUUCCAGUACUAUUUAUCUGCGUUUUUAGGUCUUUUUGAAAAUAUCCCUCCAUUCUAUCACUGCCCCCCAGGAGCUGCGAACAUUUCAGGUAGACCAAAAUCCUUUCUUGUUUUGAAGUCUUCCCUACAGGUUAAAACGACAGAAGACUCAAACUGUGAUCAACCUCAAAAGUCAACUGAUUAUCUCCAGUGCCUUGGAUCUCCAGCGCCUGUAAAGUACAGGACCAAGACUGAGACUAAGCUUGAAGCCGCUAUUCCUGUUUGCGUCAAGCCUCUUCGUUCUGGGUACUUCACAAACAUUGUUCUGGCCUGGUCAUACAUCAUUUCCUGCCGCUGGGUGGAGAUACUUAAACAGGCAGGUGAGGAAAGCCAGAUCUUGCACCAGCUUGGCAUGCAGAUAGAAGACUCUUUUUGGGACAUCGUCACCCAGGGCUGUUGGGUAGCUCGGGUAGAAAAAUUCAAAGGUGUUUUCUAUUCGCCAUGGAUGGUUAGAAGAGAGGGUAGCACAAACAAGCGGUAUGGCCUUCAUUCCAAAUCAUCUUUGGUCGUUGAAAGCUAA
Aspergillus oryzae RIB40 is the source of this 762-nucleotide messenger RNA. RefSeq lists its product as uncharacterized. The record is from RefSeq and is a predicted model, not a curated record. Bases 1 to 762 code for a protein of 253 amino acids. The transcript has a single exon. NCBI's taxonomy places the organism in Eukaryota, Fungi, Ascomycota, Eurotiomycetes, Eurotiales, Aspergillaceae.